This is a messenger RNA of Helobdella robusta, 375 nucleotides long. RefSeq lists its product as hypothetical. The record is from RefSeq and is a predicted model, not a curated record. The coding region runs from base 1 to 375 and encodes 124 amino acids. The transcript is spliced from 3 exons. Lineage: Eukaryota; Metazoa; Annelida; Clitellata; Rhynchobdellida; Glossiphoniidae.
AUGACAAAUAACGCCAACACGUGCCUGCAUUUUUUCCAUCUUUUUAAAGAUGCGCCAGCAGAAAAAAUAACGAUAUGUCGUUGUGAGGUCCAGAUUAAAUCAACGAUCUUGCUAUCAUCUACUCACAACCGUCCCUUGUAUAUCAUAUAUCAAGUUUUGUAUCAUACACAUGUGCCAAGUAUUUUUUUAAAUGGCAAAGUUUUAACUUGGGACAACGAUGAAAUGAAGCAAGAUAGGUCUAGCCACCGUAUGAUUAAAAGUCUCGUCAAUAAGGAAAUUAGAGGCGUCAUUUUUGUAGCAUUCUUGGUAUCAAAUACUUUCUACAAAGAAUUUAUAGAAAUUAUAAAGAACUUCUUGAAAGGAUUCUAUAAUUGA